Molecule: messenger RNA, 3371 nt
Organism: Lolium rigidum
Lineage: Eukaryota; Viridiplantae; Streptophyta; Magnoliopsida; Poales; Poaceae
Product: putative disease resistance protein RGA4
Exons: 2
Coding region: 1-3081 (1026 amino acids)
Biological process (GO): defense response to other organism
Molecular function (GO): ADP binding
Source: RefSeq, a predicted model, not a curated record
AUGGCAGCUGUAUUAGAUCCUUUGGUUGGAUCAUGCAUCACAAAGUUGCAAGAAAUCAUUGUGGAGAAUGCCGUACUAAUUCUCGGUGUAAAAGAAGAGCUCGAAGAAUUGCAGGGAACAAUAAAACAAAUACAAUGCUUCCUUUAUGAUGCCGAGCAAAGGAUGAUACAUGAGUCAGCAGUUCAAAAUUGGAUCAGUGAGCUAAGAGAUGCUAUGUAUGAUGCUGAUGAUAUUGUUGACUCGGCCAGAUUUGAAGGAAGCAAGCUACUAAGAGAUCACACAUCAUCAUCUAGAAAAUCAAAUCCAUGUUGGGACAUUUCGUUUUUAUCUUGCUUUCCUGGUAUUCAGAGGCGUCAUGAAAUUGCUGUUAAGAUCAGAGACCUCAACAAAAGAAUUGAGAAGCUCUCAAAGCAUGGAAACAGUUUUCUACAUCCCGGUAUAGCACCUUGUGGCCAAGGCUCAACAUCCAAACAGAGAUUAAGUUCCAAGCUUGUACAACCCAACCUUGUGGGAAAGGAGAUUGUACAUUCUAGCAGAAAACUGGUGGAUUUGGUGCUUGCCCACAAGGGAUAUAAGAAUUAUAAGCUCGCUAUUGUUGGUACCGGAGGGGUUGGAAAGACAACGCUAGCCCAGAAAAUAUACAAUGAUCAAAAAAUAAAAGGAAACUUCAACAAACACGCAUGGGUUUGUGUUUCUCAAGAGUGCAAUGAAGUUAAUCUUCUAAAAGAGAUUCUCAGAAAUAUCGGGGUGCAUCAAGAGCAAGGUGAGUCCAUAGCAGAGCUCCAGAACAAGAUUGCAGAAACAAUUGAUGGCAAGAGCUUCUUUCUUGUUCUAGAUGAUGUGUGGAAAUCUAAUGUAUGGACCGAUCUACUAAAGACUCCAUUGUGUAGUGCAAAUACAGCAGUGAUUUUAGUAACCACACGAGAUGUUAGAAUUGCAAUGAAUAUCCAUACAGAGCAUACCCAUAAAGUUGAUCUAAUGUCAGAAGAGGUGGGAUGGGAGCUACUUUGGAAGAGCAUGGAUAUUGUUGCAGAGAAAGAAGUACACAAUCUGAGAAGCACUGGGAUCGAAAUUGUUCGUAAAUGUGGCUAUCUCCCACUUGCCAUCAAGGUCAUUGCGAGUGUUUUGGCAAGGAAAGAUCAAACAGAAAGUGAGUGGAAAAAGAUUUUGAGAUUAAUUGAUGCUUGGUCAGAGAGCAAACUUCCUGAUGAUAUAGAAGGAGCUUUAUAUCUUAGCUACAAUGAGUUACCACAUCAUCUGAGGCAGUGCUUCCUUUAUUGUGCAUUGUAUCCUGAAGAUGCUGUAAUUUCCCGUGAUGAUCUUAUCAGAUUAUGGGUUGCUGAGGGCUUUGUAAAGGAACAACGAGGGCAACUACUAGAAGAUACAGCAGAAGAGUACUACUAUGAGCUAAUCCAUCGGAAUCUUCUCGAACCAGAUGAAACAUCUUUUGACCAUGCGAAAUGCAAAGUGCAUGACGUCUUAAGGCAUCUAGCUUGUUAUUUAUCAAGAGAAGAAUGUUUUGUUGGCGACCCGGAAUCAUUAAUGGUUAGCAGUAUGUCAAAAAUGCGACACCUUACUGCUAUCCCCAAGAAGGAUUUAUUAGUGUUACCUAGCAUGGAUAAUGGAGAAUUUAAGGUGAGGACCUUCCAGACUGACCACCAGCCAUGGAGAGUUGACAAUACAUUUUUCAUGAAAUUUCCGUAUCUUCGUGUUUUGGAUCUGAGUGACUCACUGGUACAACACAUUCCAGAUUGUGUUGGAAGUUUGAUCCAUCUACGACUACUUGAUCUCGAUGGUACAGAAAUAUCUUGUCUUCCGGAGUUCAUCGGUUGCCUCAUAAAUCUUCAGAUAUUGAACUUGCAAAGGUGUAAAGCUCUGCACUGUCUUCCUUUAGCAAUUACACGAUUGUGCAAUUUAAGGCGCCUUGGUCUGGAUGAUACACCAGUAAAUCAGGUUCCAGAAGGAAUAGGCAGAUUGAAAUUCAUCAACGAUUUAGAAGGAUUUCCUAUUGGCGCUGGAGGUGAUAAUGGUAAAACACAAGAUGGAUGGAAGUUGGAGGAGCUGGCACAUCUCUCACAGCUAAGGAAGCUUGAUAUGAUUAAAUUGGAAAGGGCUACUCCUUACAGUACAGAUUCAUUGCUGACAGAGAAAAAACAUCUCAAAGUUUUGUAUCUGUGCUGCACGGAACGUACAGAGGAACCAUAUUCAGAGGAAGAUGUUAGCAACAUUGAGAAGGUCUUUCAGCAGCUAAUCCCUCCACCCAACCUGGAAGAUCUAUGUAUCAGAGGAUUCUUUGGUCGGAGGUAUCCCACAUGGCUUGGUACCACCCAUGUGUCUUCAGUUAUACACUUGGUACUCAUAGACUGCAAUUCAUGUGUGCAUCUUCCACCAAUCGGGCAGCUGCCCAACCUGAAAUAUCUGAGAAUUGAUGGAGCAGCAGCAGUUACCAAGAUUGGGCCCGAAUUCGUGGGUUGCAGGGGGGAUAAUCGCAGAUCCACGGAUGCGGUUGUUGCUUUCCCCAAGCUCGAAACGUUGAUCUUCGGGAAUAUGCCCAAUUGGGAGGAGUGGUCCUUUGUUGAAGAUGGAGAUGCAGAGGCAGCGGAAGGGGGAGAGGAUGGAUCUGCUGAGAUACAAAAGGGGGAAGCCCCGUCUCCAGGGAUGCAGCUGCUGCCAUGCUUGAAGGAGUUGGGACUUGUGAGCUGCCCCAAGCUGAGAUCUCUCCCACGACAGCUUGGACAGGAGGCCACCAGCUUGAAAGAGCUCCAAUUAAGAGAAGCAAGCUCCUUGAAGGUGGUGGAGGACCUCCCGUUCCUCUCUGAGACGCUUCUAAUCCAGGGAUGCGGCGACCUAGAGAGGGUCUCGAACCUUCCUCAGGUGGGGAAUCUCCGUGUAACUCGUUGUCCAGACUUACGGUGCGUUGAGGGGUUAGGCAGUUUGCAGCAGUUGUGGCUGGAUGUGGAUAUGCAGGACAUAUCUAAGCUGUGGGUGCCGGGGAUUCAAGAGCAGCACCGGAAACUUCACGGUGAAGACGUGGAUGUAUACAUGUGGCCUAGAAGUGAGAAAACACCAGGUACUACUUGAUUCCAACAGCUCGUGAAACUAUAAUUUGGUCACUGAUCCAUGGGUGCAUCUUUUCUGGGUGGAAAAUUUAAAAAAAAAGGAAAAUGAAAAAUGAAAAAAAUUGAAAAUAAAUUUCCAACAAAAAUGAGAAAACGAUAAAAAUAUAAAAACAUAUUUUAUUUAGUUUGUAAUGCUUUGUUACGUUUUGUAAUGACAUGUAUGGACUUGUAUCCAGACUCUUCAUUAUUUUCCUCUUUGGUAGCUAGGGUAGGUAGGUAACUCCGCCUAUGUUAUGAUAAGUGUUAUACUUA